GCGGGCAUACUUGCUUCUGGAAUUGGGCGUUACUUUGGUCUCGUGAUUUGAGGAAAUAAAACGUGCUGUGCUGUUUCCCGGUUGGUUACUUACGCUCCAGCAUUCCAGAACUAGUGCGGAAUUUUUAAAACAGGUUUUCUGAGGGGACAGCAAAGAAGAUGGAUUUGAGAGCUGCUGUCGUUUUGCUCUGCUUAAUCGGGCUCACCUGCGCGGAUCCAGUCAAGUACACAGACUGUGGCUCCCCUUCAGGCAAGGUGACCAUGGUGGACAUUACUCCUUGUACCUCGCAGCCUUGCCAGCUGCACAAAGGACAGUCCUACAGCGUCAACGUGACUUUCAGUAGCGGCGUGCAGAGCCAGACGAGCAAAGCUGUGGUUCACGGCAUCAUCGCCGGGGUCCCCGUCCCCUUCCCGAUCCCCGUCGAUGACGGCUGCAAGUCGGGAAUCCGGUGUCCCAUCCAGAAGCAGACGGGCUACCACUAUGUGAACGAGCUGCCCGUCAAGACGGCGUAUCCCGCGAUAAAGCUGGUAGUGGAGUGGGAACUGAGAGAUGACCUCAAUCAAGAUCUCUUCUGCAUUAGGUUCCCAGUACAGAUUGUUUGAAUCGGGUUAUGUGCACGAGUUUUUGUUUAUUAAAAAAAAAAAGGGAACGUCAACCACUAAAAUGUAAAUGAUUCUACAUACAAAUCAUUGUUUUACUCACUCUGCAAAUCGAUUUUUAUAAUGCAUUUAUGUGCUACCUUUUCAUAGCACCGCACCAAAUGUUUAACGACGUUGCAGGAAAAAAAAAUGCAGUAAACGUUUGUUUUUGUCACAUCUUAAUGCAGUUACUACACGUCCUAAUGGCUGCUGUGUAGUCUGAAUUCACGCCGCAAACAUUUCUAGCUGUUCAAACUUUUUGUAAUUUCUUAGUCUUUGUGCUUUAUAUAAUAUGGAAACUGUAAAUGUGAUAAAUAAAGAACUUUCUCAGUGUUGUGAUUCUGA
Molecule: messenger RNA, 983 nt
Organism: Syngnathoides biaculeatus (alligator pipefish)
Lineage: Eukaryota; Metazoa; Chordata; Actinopteri; Syngnathiformes; Syngnathidae
Product: NPC intracellular cholesterol transporter 2-like
Exons: 5
Coding region: 159-602 (147 amino acids)
Biological process (GO): cholesterol efflux; intracellular cholesterol transport
Molecular function (GO): cholesterol binding
Source: RefSeq, a predicted model, not a curated record